Molecule: messenger RNA, 4290 nt
Organism: Anopheles cruzii
Lineage: Eukaryota; Metazoa; Arthropoda; Insecta; Diptera; Culicidae
Gene: Kdm2
Product: jmjC domain-containing histone demethylation protein 1
Exons: 4
Coding region: 1-4290 (1429 amino acids)
Biological process (GO): regulation of transcription by RNA polymerase II; protein demethylation
Molecular function (GO): zinc ion binding; DNA binding; histone demethylase activity
Source: RefSeq, a predicted model, not a curated record
AUGUCGUCCGAUAAGGUGUCGCCCAUAUCGCCCUCGAAAAGUCGCAGGCAAUUGCGCGAACGUAAACAACGGAAGCUCUAUUCGGAGGAGUGGACGCUCGGCGACGAUGACUACGAGGGAGCUCGAGGGUUCAGCGUGGCCGAGAAGCUGGAGUCGCCCCGCUUCGCCCAGUCCGGGAUGGUGCGUGAGAUGAAGGGCGAAAAUUUGACCGUUGGGUUUCUGCAACAGAAUGGCUUCAACAUACCGCUGCUGUUUAAGGAGAAAACCGGUCUGGGGCUGCAGGUACCGUCGGCGAACUUCUCGAUCGCCGACGUGCGCACUUGCGUCGGUUCGCGCCGCAUGCUGGACGUGAUGGAUGUCAACACGCAGAAGAACGUCGAGAUGACGAUGAAGGACUGGGAAAAGUACUACGAGGAUCCGGUCAAGAAGAAGCUGCUGAACGUAAUUUCGCUCGAGUUUUCGCACACCCGCCUGGAGAACUACGUCCAGAGUCCGGCGAUCGUGCGCCAGAUCGACUGGGUGGACGUGGUGUGGCCGAAGCAGCUUAAGGAGUCCCAGGUCGAGUCGACCAACCUGCUCAACGACAUGAUGUACCCGAAGGUGCAAAAGUAUUGCCUGAUGUCGGUGAAAAACUGCUACACAGACUUUCACGUCGACUUCGGGGGCACCUCGGUCUGGUACCACAUACUGCGCGGCAGCAAGGUGUUCUGGUUGAUUCCGCCGACCGAAAAGAACCUGCAGCUGUACGAGAAGUGGGUCCUGUCGGGCAAACAGUCGGAUGUGUUCUUUGGCGAUACGGUGGAAAAGUGUGCCCGCGUCUAUCUGACGGCCGGCAACACGUUCUUCAUACCGACCGGCUGGAUUCACGCCGUCUACACGCCGACCGAUUCGCUCGUGUUCGGUGGCAACUUUCUGCAUUCGUUCGGCAUUGUCAAGCAGCUGAAGAUCGCGCAGGUCGAGGACAAUACGCGGGUGCCGCAAAAGUUCCGCUAUCCGUUCUUCACCGAGAUGCUGUGGUACGUGCUGGCCAAGUACGUUUACACGCUGCUCGGCCACUCGCACUUGGUGGGCGAACCUGGCCGCGAGCACGAGCUCGUCGGCAAACCGCACGUCCACCUGACGCACUACGAACUGUUCGGGUUGAAGGACAUCGUGAUGUACUUGUACGAUCUACCGGCCCAGCGCAAGAAUGUGCCGGAGCUGAUACGCGAUCCGGUGGCGGUGAUCAAGGACGUUCGAACGCUCGUCGAGCGGCACUGUCGGGAUUUGCCGGAGAUGGCGGUUACCGGGGUGCCGGUACUGCACCCGGAUUUGAACGUGAGCAAUAAUGCGUACAUUCGGGAGCACUACGAAUACUACUCCGGCGAUGGGGCCGGUGGUGAAGGUGGAAAUCGAACCACCGACAAUGAGGAGCAGGAACGGGGCGCCGUCGCGGAUGGGGAUACCGAGGGAGAUAGCCGGCGCGAGGACAUGGUACGAAAUCGCGAAGAGAGUAGAGUGCCGGAGAACGGCAGAAAUGGAAUCGUGGCCGGUGCUUCUGCCGAUGGGCCGCGUUCGCUACCGUUUGGAGGGAAUCCGCAGGAGCAACACCAACCUCGUCAAAUUAUCAUCAACAGUGGCGCCUCCGGUGGGGGUUCUCUAGAACCCGCAUCCGCAGGAGCAGCAAGUCGACUGACCACCGACGCUCAGCACGCAACACAGGACCACAACACUGCUCCUCAGCAACAGCACACUCCAAACCAUUCCCAAAAUCGCCAUAACCACGUGCUGCAGCGGAAGGACUUCGGCGACGGUACCGGGGCCGGCAGAGAGCCCGAAUCUACCCACCGAUCGCCACCGAUCGGAAGCUCUAACGGUGGUACGACGAUGGGGCCACCAUCCAGACAAAACCAUCAUCAUCAUCACCACCAUCAGCAGCAGCAUCAGGGGCCGCAUUACAACAAUGAUGACGAUCGGAACUUUGUCUCGCCCCAACCGGCGGUGGGUAGCGGUAACCACCGCCUAACGUCCGGUAGUGGCGGUGUGAUGGGAAGCGGUGGUCGCGGCCCGUACAAGAAGCACGGUCACACCGGUGGCGGACAUAACGGUGGUACGGGCGCGAUAGGUGGUAGUGGUGAAAAGCGUGAAUCUGGUGGCGGUGGUGGAGGCAAUAAUGGACCGCGACGGCGACGGACACGAUGUAAGAACUGUGAAGCUUGUCAGCGGUCCGACUGUGGUGAGUGCAGCUUCUGUCUCGAUAUGGUCAAGUUUGGUGGACCGGGUCGGGCGAAGCAGACGUGCAUGAUGCGCCAGUGUCUGCAGCCGAUGCUGCCAGUGACGGCCCAGUGUAUCCACUGCCAGCUGGACGGGUGGCGUCAGGCACCGAUUACCGCUCCGGCCCAGGCAAAGCAGCACGCCCAACUGCAGGAGGGACCGUCGGCGCUGAUGGAGUGUUCGGUGUGCUACGAAAUUUCACACCCGGACUGUGCGCAACGGGUUGCGCCCGAGGUGCACGGUAUCGUGAACGACGAUCUCCCCAACAGUUGGGAGUGCCCGACGUGCUGCAAAUCGGGCAAAAAUACCGACUACCGACCACGUCACUUCCGAGCGCGGCAAAAAUCUUCCGAAAUUCGUCGAAUAUCCGUGAGCAGCGACGCGUCGUCGGUGCACAACGUGGAAAUGGGCCGGAUAGGUGGUGCUGGCGUUGUCGGUAACCACAGCAACACCCAUGGCAGUGGCGGAGAAGGCGAUCCGGCGGGAACCGCGGGCAGUGGCAUGGGUAACGUUCCCGCUCCGAGGGGUCCGCGCUUCCAGAACGAUAUGUUGUACGAUUUUGCCGUCUCCGGAAGUGCGGUGAUCGUCGGAGGAAACGGUGGUAACAUUUUGUUCGAACGCAAGCCAAAGAUUAAGGACGAAGACGUGUCGAGUGGCUCCGAGAACGAUGGUGGAGCGGGUGGAAAAAAGGCACAUCUUCAUGCCAUGAACUCGUCGGCCACCAGCGCGUCGGCGAUAAAGCUCGAAAUAAAAGAUGAACCGAUGGAUCAUCAGGGACAGCAGCAGCAGCAUCUGGCGUACGGCAACCAUCACGCCACGAGCGUUAUCAAAGACGGACGCGAGCUUCAGAAUCAGUUCCAUGGUACGCCGAACACCACCGGUGGUGGGCCUCCUGUCAAACGGCGGAAGAGUGAAGAAAAUGGUGGACUACAUGGGAAUCACAAUAACCACAGUGCGACGGGUGCCGCCGGUUCUGGGGGCCCGCUUGGCGCGGAUGGACACGAUGCGAAGAACAGCUAUUCGCUUCCGCGGAAGAAGUCUUCGCAGCGAAUGCAACUGGCCCAUCAGAUCCACAGCACGUCGACGAAACCGAUGAAGAAACCGUUGUACCCGAUUCGACCGGCAGCGGUCACGCACGCAUCCUCUGCGUCCCAGCAGGGAAACUACGCACUGGACGCGACCUGUAUGUUGGCUGUGUUCCGUUUCCUACCACCGGAAACGCUCGUCACGUGCGCCAGUGUGUGCAAAACUUGGUCCAACAUUGCCGUCGACCCGGCGCUCUGGAAGCGCAUGAGCUGCGCCGAGUACAAACUGACCCCGAACCUCCUCUCGGCCAUCGUGCGCCGGCAGCCGGAACACCUGAUCAUGGACUGGAUCGGGCUGGGCAAGCGGCAGGUUACGUGGCUUAUUUCGCGCAUUCCCGGCCUCAAGAAUCUCUCGCUGCAGGGCACGCACAUUCAGGCGGUGCUCGGUUUACACAGCUGCAUGUGUCCACCGCUGCAGGUGCUCGAUCUAAGCUUCAUCGCUGGGUUAAACGAUUUCGCUAUCCGUGAGAUUCUGUCCCCACCGAAAGAUUCGCGGCCCGGGCUGGCCGACUCCAAGUCCCGGCUGCGCAAUCUCAAGAUGCUGAAGGUGGCUGGUGCCGACAUUUCGGACGUCGCCCUGCGCUACAUCACGCAGGGACUCCCCAAUCUGACCCACCUAGAUCUGAGCUCGUGCCAGCGCAUCACGGAUGCGGCCAUCGCCCAGAUCGGCACUUCGUCGGCCGCCAUCAAAACGCUGGUGGAGCUCGAUCUGAGCUGCUGCAAGCUGAUCACCGAGCUAUCGCUCGAUCAUCUCGCAAAGUGUGAUGCACUCACCCGGCUUGAUCUCAGCCACGUGCCGCAAGUAUCGACGCAGGCCGUCAUUAAGUUUGCCUCGACCUCCAAGAACGACCUGCAACUGCACGACAUCAAGCUGGUGGACAAACGGAAAGCGCCCUCGCAGCCCCAGCCGAUACCAUCAACGUCAUCUACGACACAGCUACCGCCACAGUAA